Molecule: messenger RNA, 339 nt
Organism: Cajanus cajan (pigeon pea)
Lineage: Eukaryota; Viridiplantae; Streptophyta; Magnoliopsida; Fabales; Fabaceae
Source: RefSeq, a predicted model, not a curated record
AUGGAUUCCCAAGCCACAGGACACAAGCAGUUGCAGGGUCCAAAGCCUGCAUCUCUUAUGGUUAACAGAAACUCCUCAAAGAUCAAGAAGCAGCAGCACCUCUCACCCCUUAUAGUGCAUUUGAGGUCUCCCAAGGUCAUUCACGUGAAGCCUGAAGAAUUUAUGGGUCUCGUGCAGCAGCUAACUGGCAAACCCGUUUCAGCAUCCAGCAUGGAGAACGGAAGCACCGUUACUACUACCAUGGAUGAAAACUCGAUAGAGGAUUUUAUAGGUAGCGCAGGGCAUACUGCCAUUUCUGUUGAUUUCCAAGACUUGAUGCAGUUUCUACAUUUUGUAUGA